AGCUGACAAUGGCCAAGUCAUCAGUCACUAGCGAACCGUCUUGGUUUUUUAAUCCCAUUUUUAUCCUAAAAACCCAAUUAAACAGAAUUCUGGAAUUUGGAGAACGGCAGUGGUAGUAAUGUCCUAUACUUCGUGAGAGCAUUUUCGAUAUUUAUGUAGCAAAACUUCAUAAACAGGGUUAUUGUAUUUUUUAUUUUGGAUAGUGAAAACAUAUUGAAGACAUGGAAAACCUCUUCAGCAUGUGGAAAGUGCGAGAACUCGCAGAUAAAGUUACAAAUGUUGUAAUGAACUACACAGAGAUUGAGGCAAAGGUACGAGAAGCUACCAAUGACGAACCUUGGGGCCCUACUGGUCAAAUCAUGCAGGACCUUGCUCAUUCCACAUUCACUUAUGAACACUUUCCCGAGGUAAUGUCUAUGCUGUGGAAACGAAUGUUACAGGACAAUAAACAGCAUUGGAGGCGAACAUACAAGUCUCUGCUUGUCCUUCAUUACCUGAUUAAAAACGGAUCCGAGAGAGUGGUGACAUCUGCCAGGGAACAUAUCUACGACUUGAGGUCUUUAGAAAAUUACACUUACAUUGACGACGUAGGCAAGGAUCAGGGUGUAAAUAUAAGGCAUAAAGUGAAAGAAAUGAUCGACUUCAUCCAAGAUGAUGACAGAUUACGAGAAGAAAGGAAAAAAGCCAAAAAGAAUAAGGACAAGUUCAUUGGGAUGAGUUCUGACAUGAUGAGUAUGAGAUUUGGUAGUAGCCGAGAUGCAUCUUGGGAGGACCGCAGCUAUAGUGGCGGAGGCAGAGACGCUGAAUGGGAGGACGGGGGUGCCAAUCGUUACCGGGACCACCGAACUGGAGCAGGUUCAUAUGACGACGACUGUGAACCAGAGCAAGAUGAUAGCGAUGAUGGAGAAGCAACAAGCAAUAAAAACAACAAAAGAUUUCAAAAUACAACGUCUCCUACACACUCUGGGGUGGAUAAGAGCGCUACUAGUCCUCCAGCGUUUGAAAAAAAGGUUAAUCUUAACCUCACCGCUAAUGCCGUUGUAUCAUCGCCAAGCAAAAAGCAGAACAAGGUGCUCAAAAAAGUCGACUUGGGAGCUGCCGCGCAUUUUGGUCGCAACGAUUCUCUACCGACUCAAUCAGAUACGGUUCCAUACGAUGACUUAUUCAAUACGAAAACUCCAAGAGAACUUCCCGAUGAGAUAAUGGAGUUUGACCCGCGUGCGGAUUCCAGCACUAAUGCCGCCCCAGUCACAUCACAAUCAAAACAGGCUGUGGAAUUUGGUGAUUUUGAGUCCGUUUUCGGCCCCCCGUCGUCAACGAAGCAGCCGGCUAACGAUGAUGGCUUUGCGGACUUCAAUUCGGCAUUCACGAUGAACCAGCAACCAUCAACUGCCACGCAGCCUGUACAGGAUGUGCUUGCCGGGAAUCCUCGCGCAUUACCUACAAAUCCGAUACAUCCGGAAGAACCUUUCAUGAGCCAGAUGCCAACGCCAAAGCCCUUGAUUCCUCCGUUGGGCGCUGUACAAACGCCGGCAACUCCUGCACAAACAUCGGCUGCGGCUGACCUUCUGUCCGACCUCAACUUUUCCUCGCUACAAAUUCAACAAACCGCCCCUCAUAUACAGAACAAUAAUUUCGGAUUUGAUUUGCUCGAUGGCCUCAAUCCUGAUGGUCUGAAAAGUGACAGUGAAAUACAUCACCGUAUAGAAAAGAAAAGAAAAAUGGAUACCAAAAUGCAAGAAUUCCGGCGACGUUUAAUCAAAGUUGCCGAACGAUACCAGCAAAUGAAGAAAAUCACGUGCCAGAAACAAGUGGACGAGAUUAUGAGCGACGUAGAAGAGAUAUUAGAAGAAGUAGGGAAUACAGCGACAAUACAAAAAUUAUUAAAUUUGGAUGAUUUUUUAAAUGAAGACAUACAAUGUGCGUACGAAUGUUUCCUAUCAGCUUUGUUGGAUUUGUGUGAUGAAAACUUCCCAUUUCAAGGCGAAAAACUGUACGAACCCAUCAACAAACUAUUUACUGUCGAAGAUCCUACCUGUUUUAUAGUCACUUUCGAGUGCUUGAUGGCGCGUCUAAAGAGCAAACUUAGCAACACUAUUGUCCGGUUACUACAGUUACUUUUAGAAACAGACGCCUUUUUUGUAUUUGCUUGCAAAUCGGCGAUACCGGAUCAGAGACGAGCAGAGGGCAAAUUUGUGGAAUUUCUGGCAUGCGUAUUGGAGGACGAUUGGAAGAAAUUCGUAACAGUGUUUGUGUCGACGCCCAGUAGAGUUGCGAAUGCUCUAGAAGGAAAAGUUCCUGAUUAUUUCUUAGACAAAAAUUUCUUCAACUACGUUUUUUCAAAUGUCCUCCACUUGAUAGAAUUUUGCGCAGAGUCCAUCGAUAGAAAGCUGGUCAGCUUCGAGUCAAUUCAAUAUAAAUUCAUCGCUAUGCUCUUGAGCUCAGUCCUGCGAAAUUUCAAUCAACAAACUUCUUACGGAGAAACGCACUGUUUCGUCGAAAUUUUGGCCUUAAUUACAAACUGGGCUCCUUGCAAAAGAAAUGCUUAUAAGCAAGUGGUGCAAGAGAUAGUGCGCCAUUUGGAAACAGCCGGAAUAGACACGUUUGUGAGAAUCGUAAUGCAGUUGAAUCCAGAAAUAUAUAGUGUGGAGUCCAUCUUGGGCAACGUCAUCAAUUUGGAUGAACAUUGGAGAUACGUUGUGGGGACGAAGCUACCUAUGGUGACAUAUCGUGUAUACGACUACGACAACGUGAUAAUCAAUGUAUCUUUAUACCUCAGCAAAGUAUCUAUGAAAGAUCAUGUAAAAUUGAUAAGACGUCUAGCGAAUGACUGGAAUAACAGAAACUCUAUAAAGCAUAACAGUGUCGAAGAAAAGGUAUAUUUUGCGAAGUUGAUGGUAUGCUUAUUAAGAACUUGCUCUAAUUCUGAUUUUCCGGAUAGUUACUUGCAAGAUUUGCAAGAGGUAAUAAGAUUAAGCGUGCCAAAGCAUUUAGAGUCCACUAUUAUGGAAAUUAGAGCUCUAGGGAUGAAAGUCGCCGAAAUAUAUGUGAAUCGACUGAGCAAUGAAAAAGAAAAGCUAAAAUUUGAUUAUGACGGUAUGAAACCAGAACCGUUGAGAAUCGUGAAGGAAUUAGAUUACUUAACAGACAAAGACUUCGACAAGUACUGUCAGAGUACGGUGAUUGAUUUUGACGUAAAGAUUAGAGAAUUGUACGAAAAAUUACAAUGCAAGAAUCGGAGGGUUCAAGAAUGUAUUUCAGUUCAAAGGAAUCUAGGAAAUUCGACUUCCGCUCAAGAUGCAACGAAUGAAAUUGUAAUAGCCGAAAUAAACAACCUACCGCCCAACGUAAAAAUAAUCGAUCCAGAUUUUGAAUUAGACAGCGAUGAUGAUCUGGAGCCGUACGAUACGUCGAAUGACGUGAAGCGACCAAAAAACCGCCUCCUGUUUACCUGAGGGAUUUACAGGAAGCUCUUCUCGAAACGGAAGACGGCGAUCAAUUUGAAAUUGCGUUACAAUAUUGCGAAUCGCUCAUCGCCGAACAACUGCCCGAUGACAAUGUGUCUUUGGGUAUACAAUUCCUCGAGAUACUCGUAUCGUUGGAAGCCAGGUUUUUCGUGGAAGAUUUUGAAGGUUUAGUCUUCAGGAGCUGCGUUGCCGCGCUGUGCGUGUACCCGGCUCAGUACUCGGAAUACCUCUGCAGGGAGUUUCACGCAGACGUAUCGGCGUACUCUAUAUCCAGGAGGAUUUUCAUGCUGGACGUGUUGGCCGAGGGCGCUAAAAUUCUGUCCGGAAAACCGACCGAAAAUAAGGAUGAACAGAACAGGACAAAUGAUCCGAAGCAGAGUAGCGUUGACGAAGUUAUCGGAUCGAGAUUAGCGCUCAAGACGAAAUACUAUUGGAAACAUCAACCUACCAAGAGGGAAUGUGUGAAUAGGUUCUCGGAGUUUGCUGGUCGUUACUUCUUUCAUCUCAUGUACGGCUAUCAGUUCAACAAGAUGCUGCAUUCGUCGUCCAGUGACUAUACGCUGCUGGAGCACUACAUUCACACGUUGGCGGAUAUAGCGCUACACGCAACAAACACGCCGGCCGCAAACAAAAUAGUCGAAGAGUCUCUCCGCUUCACGUGGUUAUUGCGAAUCCACGAAGAGGCGAAAGUCAGAGCCGCCGUUAUCAGGCUGGUUGCGGUUUGUGUGCAGUCGCUACCGGAAAGCGUACUGCUGCAACAUUAUAGCGACGAACUAUUUAAUAUGAGAUUUUGGCUCUCUGAUGUGCUCCAUCCCGUCAGGGGAGAGACGAACACGCAAUGCAGAACGUUCGCUGCCGCUCUGGCUGUCAUGAUAGACGCUGUGUUCAAGGACAAUCAAGAACAGGAGAGUCAUUCGAUGUAUAGCUUUUGAAUAGUUGCGGAAAACCGCUUACCCGGUUGUAUAAAAAUAUUAUAAAAUGAAAAGCAUCACAUUGAUGCCAACAGUUUGUCAAUUGAUCGGCAGUGAACUCAACAGGGUGUCCCAAUAUUCCGUUGACAUAGAAGUACCACUCAAAAUAAGACGAUUGAACAUGAUGUAAAUCUAUACAAGUGCUUUGUAAGAUACUUGAAGAGCCGAUAGUUCGAUUUGAAUUAAAUUUGGAACACGUAUGUUUUACUCGACGUUCUAAUAUUUAAACUGAAAGAGUUCUAGAAGAGUGAACAGUUUCCUCAUAGAAGAAUUUCCCGACGACUUUUUUUAUAUGAAGCUGUUGUCAAAAAUAAUCUGACACUGGGAUAACGUCCCAUAUUUCCACCAACUACGAGGGCGGUUCCAGAAGUACCCGACCCAACGAAGAAAACACAAAAAUUUUGUAAAAAAAUGUAUUUAUUUUUCAACAUAACCUCCUUUGAGCUCUAUACACUUUUCUCAGCGAUGUUUAAUAAGUUCGAUACCCUUUUUAUAAUAAGAACUGUCUUGCUCCUCAAAAUAGCCAUUAACUGCCGACAUCACUUCUUCAUCGUUGGAAAAUCUUUGACCACUGAGCCAUUUUUUCAAGUUUGGAAACAGAAAAUAAUCCGAGGGGGCUAAAUCUGGUGAAUAGGGUGCAUGAGGUAGCAAUUCAAGCUUUAAUUCGUUAAUUUUGGCCAUUGCAAUAACGGAUUUGUGAGCUGGUGCAUUGUCUUGAUGAAACAACACUUUCUUCUUAACCAAAUGCGAUCGUUUUUGCUUGAUUUCAUCGCUCAAACGUUGCAAUAAGUUCGCAUAAUACUCGCCGUUGAUAGUUUUACCUUUUUCAAGAUAGUCAAUGAAAAUUAUCCCACGCGCAUCCAAAAAAACCGACGCCAUAACCUUGCCUGCAGAUGAAACGGUCUUCGCCUUCUUUGGAGCCGGUUGUCCCUUUUGAAUCCAUUGUUUUGAUUGUUCUUUUGUCUCGGGUGGGAAGUGAUGGACCCAUGUUUCAUCCAUGGUUAUGAAACGCCGCAAAAAUUCUGCUUUGUUGCUGUGAAACUUCGCUAAACACUCAAUUGAAACAUCUUCACGACACUGUUUUUGCUCGAUUGUGAGCAAUCGCGGCACCCAUCUUGCACACAGCUUUCUCAUGCCCAAAUUUUCAGAUAAUAUGCGAUGAACCACACUUUUUGAAAUGCCUACUAUGUCUGCUAGCUCGCGCACUUUCAGUCGACGAUCAUUCAGUACCGCUUUGUGGAUUUUCUUCACCAUUUCUAGAGUCGUCACCUCAUUUGGUCGACCACUGCGAUGCUCGUCUUGUCAGCUCAUACGGCCUCGUUUAAACUCUGCUACCCAAUAUUUUACUGUUGUAAACGAAGGAACAGACUAACCCAGAGUAGAAUCCAGUUCAGCUUUUAUAUUGGUUGAGCUGAGGCCUGUGAAAUAAACGUAUUGUACCACAUAACGAUGACCAAUUUUCUCCAUUUUCACAAAUUCACUGAAAACGUUCAGUAUUGAUGGCUGCCAAACAAAUUCUAAACAACGUGGCGUCUUCAAACUUGACACAUAUGCUUUAUAGGUUGCAUACUUUCUAAUACAAUGAUAUUUUUCAAACAACUAUCGCUAUCUCUAGGUCAGGUCGGGUACUUUUGGGACCACCCUCAUAGAUACCUACUAGAUUUACUUGAUGUAAUAAGAUUUUUUUUAAACCAACUCCGAAAAACAUUUUUUUCUUCUUGAAAUCUAUGACAGAUACAAAAAAAUGUUGUAAAUAAAAGAAUCGUCGUUUUGAGAUUUGCGAAAAAAUCUGCUACAAUUUAUGUAGCGGUGGGGGUAGUUUUCACCCUUCGUGGACCGUUCCGGAUUUUUUGUGAAAGUCAAAUACAGGGUGGGCCAUCAAGUUGAGCGGAUUUUAAGAAAACUACAAAGCGUAGGGAAGAUAAUUUCUAUUUUUAAUAAAGUAGACACAUGGGAAUUUUAUUGUUUUAAAAUAACAUCAUUGAGAUGUUAACUAUCGAGACGUACGCACUCCUCGAAUCUCGACUUCGUGAAAACUCAACAAAUGCUGUGGCUGAGCUUGGCAAUCGUCGGUUUAUUGGCGUAAGUUUUCCACUAAACAUUUCGUUUACAACUGUUAAAGACUCGGUGCAGGUAUUGGAUGUCUAGCCAUUUUGUUGAAACCAUCUCCUGCUAUCGUAGGCUUCAAAAUUAUGCAGUUGUGGAAAGAAAAAGCUACGUAGCAUAGCUGAGUAGCGAUUAGGAUUUACUGUUAGUCUGACCUUGCUCAUUUUGGAAGCAAUAGGGUCCGAUGACUCCUUCAGCCGACAUGGCCGCCCAAACUGUAACGCGAAUGCAAAGGUCGUUGGUGUUUUAAUUUGAGAUAUCCUGCGGCCCAAUACGGGGAAUGCGGUUUUGAAAUUCGUACGUAUUUCUGGUCCACCCUGUAUUAGGACAGCAUGUGUUCCAAAUUCCAUUCAAAUAGGACUAUCGGUUCCAAAAAUAUCUGAAAAAAAGGUUUAAAAAAAAGACUUUGACGCCAUCUAACGGACAAACUAAGCACUUUUGUAUAGAGGUAAAUCUUCUCUAGUCGACUUAUUUUGAGUCUAAAAAUACGUGGUACUUCUAUGUCCACGGAAUAUUGAGACAGAUGCAUUCCGACUUGAAUAUAGAAAAUUGCAAAACGGCGUAAUCCAUUUAUUGCAAAAUUUUGUGCAUUAUAUACUAUACAAAAGGUUUUCGAUACUGUCGCUUUUUAAUGUAAACUAACUGGAGCAGUUUGAAAGAAACAAGCAAGAAUGAGGUUGUGCGAUAAUUCGUAAUUUAUUUGUCUUAAUUAUAUUUCUUUUAUAUCACUUAGCAAUAAAAUUUUAAACUCGGUUUUUAUACACAAAGAUUUCAUUAAAAAAUUGUAAGCAAAUGAUGUUAUUGGAGUGCCAUGAACAGUUUACCUAAUAUUUGUUUGUACUUUUGAAAUACAAUUACAUACUAGAUACUCAAGUCAAGUCUUAGGCCCGUAUCGUCAGUCGUCCCUACAAUUGUAGGGCUUUAUGGCCUCAUUGAUUGUCAUAGUUUUCUACUUCUCCGUGUCAGAACUCUAUUUUGAGGUUAUGUCACAAACAUCUAUUUGCAUCAAAUUGUGCUUGCUUUUGAGUUAUAUCAUGUUUUAUCAGCCUGAAAUUUCCUACAAUUUAAAAAGAAAACAUAUCUUCACAAUAGGAGAGCGCUGACGCUGACACGGGACGAGUGCAACCUAGACAUUUUUGAAGGAGAGAAAGGAGUAUGACAAUCAAGGAGGCCAUAAACGCGCCCUACAAUUGUAGGGACGACUGACGAUACGGGCCUAAGUGUUACCUAAAAGUGAUAUAUCUAAUAUCCAUAUGUACUAUUUUUCUAAAACAUUUUCUAUGUAUCAAGCCAGAAUCUAACUUUUAUCAAAAUAAAGCAAUUAAAAUAAAUUGUGUCAAUAGAUGCUUUGUUCACCAAAUAUUUGUCCUUAAAUACAACUCGUGAAAUAGUAGUGGUACAUCAAAACUCAUAAAUGCUGAAGCGACUUUCUUUCAAAAUGUUUUUUAAGUUUUACCCCAUCCAGACCAGCGUUUUUUAACUUUUCGGUUUCUCGGACAAGUGAUGUUUGGAUGUUCUGUUAUAUAGAACGUUUAUGAACCAUUUAGCAAUUUUAGGAAACAUCAGAAUACAUGUCAGUAUAGAAGGAACUAAAAUUGUAAAGUUCUGCGAGCGUGUGUAACCAUGUCUUACACAUUUUCGUUGCAGCAUUGGUCUAGUGAAUAAUCUUAGUUUCAAAACUCAGCGUACCCUUUUUGAGAAAACAAGUGUUGUGUUUUGUAUGUUCUUUUCGAAAUAAACGAUAAACAUUUGAA
This is a messenger RNA of Acanthoscelides obtectus, 8298 nucleotides long. The record is from the annotation of a GenBank genome assembly. Lineage: Eukaryota; Metazoa; Arthropoda; Insecta; Coleoptera; Chrysomelidae.